This is a messenger RNA of Conger conger (European conger), 1174 nucleotides long. RefSeq names its product proteasome subunit alpha type-6-like. NCBI's taxonomy places the organism in Eukaryota, Metazoa, Chordata, Actinopteri, Anguilliformes, Congridae. Bases 186 to 926 code for a protein of 246 amino acids. Gene Ontology annotation, cellular component: cytosol; proteasome core complex, alpha-subunit complex; proteasome core complex. The record is from RefSeq and is a predicted model, not a curated record. The transcript has 7 exons. Gene Ontology annotation, biological process: ubiquitin-dependent protein catabolic process.
AAGAGAAAGUGAAACGGUAGCCUAAAACUCAGGGAAGUAGGCUAUAAUAUCCACCAUCAUCGUCUCUUAUUCACAUUUGCCCUCCGUUCCGCAAAAUAGAGGGGCAUUUCAUUGAUUCCAGAUAGGAAAGUUAGUGCUUUUGUGUGUUGUUUUAUUUUUUUAACAUUAUUUAAUAAGGUAUAGCUAUGUCCCGGGGUUCGAAUGCUGGGUUUGAUCGACACAUUACAAUUUUUUCACCCGAAGGCCGCCUUUAUCAAGUCGAGUAUGCCUUCAAAGCCAUCGCCCAGAGUGGUCUGACAUCAGUGGGCUUAAGGGGGAAAGAUUGCUCCGUGGUUAUCACACAGAAGAAAGUUCCGGACAAGCUCCUUGAUGCGUCCACCCUGACCAACAUGUACCGCCUGACCCCCCGCAUUGGCUGUGUGAUGACGGGACACUGCGCCGAUAGCCGGUCCCAGGUGCACCGGGCGCGGGUAGAGGCAGCUGAGUACAAGUACAAGUUUGGCUAUGACAUCACGGCAGACAUGCUGUGUCGCAGACUGGCGGACAUCUCGCAGGUCUACACGCAGAAUGCCGAGAUGAGACCCCUGGGCUGCUGUAUGACCCUAAUUGCGGUAGACCCAAAGUUUGGCCCCGUGCUGUACAAGUGUGACCCAGCUGGCUAUUUCUGUGGCUUCCGGGCCACCAGUGUUGGCGCCAAGCAGACGGAGGCCAACAGCUACCUGGAGAAGAAGCUGAAGAAGAAGCCAGACCUUUCCUAUGACAAGACUGUGGAGAUGGCCAUCUCCUGCCUAUCCUCAGUCCUGUCGCUGGACUUCAAGUCCAGUGAGCUAGAGGUGGGUGUGGUCACCAAAGACAGCCCCAAGUUCAGGACACUCACGGAAGCGGAGAUUGAAGUGCAUUUGGUGGCCAUCGCCGAGAGGGAAUAGACGCACACUCUUAUCAGACAGAGACACAGACAGACUGACAGGCAGACAAUAGCAGAUUUUACAUAGGAGAUGUUUUUAAUGGUUUAAGCCCCUGGUCUAUCAGUCCAAUUUGUAUAUUCUGGCUGCUGUAACGUCAUCUGGAGUUUCAUACACACAAUAUCCCUAUGACACUUCAUCUCAACUUGCAUAAAAGUCAGUACCGUGAUUUUCAUAUCGUGUGGAUAUUGAAUAAAGGAGUUAAUUUUGAA